This is a messenger RNA of Cryptomeria japonica (Japanese cedar), 771 nucleotides long. RefSeq lists its product as uncharacterized. NCBI's taxonomy places the organism in Eukaryota, Viridiplantae, Streptophyta, Pinopsida, Cupressales, Cupressaceae. The coding region runs from base 1 to 771 and encodes 256 amino acids. The record is from RefSeq and is a predicted model, not a curated record. The transcript is spliced from 2 exons.
AUGGACAAGUGCCAACUAUGGGAGGAAAUUUCCAAGAUUUUAGAGGAUGUAAGGCCGGCCUUAACGAUUAUUGUGGGGGAUUUCAAUGCCACUCUCUCCUAUUCGGACAAACAUGGAGGGGUGAGAAGGAUGUGCAAGAUUCAAUCUGAUUUUCAGACCUUUGUGGAUUCCAACGCCUUGUAUGAAGUGUCUGCUAAAGGGGGGAAUUUUACUUGGACCAAUAGGCGGUUGGGCUUCUCCAACAUUGCAGAGAAACUUGAUAGGUUCUUUCUAGCUAGGGAUUGGAACUUGGCUCGCCUUGUCUUUGAGGCAAAAUUUUUGGCUAUUUCAGGUUCAGACCACUUUCUGGUCUCUCUGGUUGUGCAAAAGGAUGGAGUUCCACUCAGAUGUCCCUUCAAGGUGGAAAAGAUGUGGCUAAGGGAGCAGGGCUUUAGAGAACAGAAACUAAAAAUCUGGAACAUGGAUGUUUUUGGAAAUAUCUUUGAUGAAAAACACAAGAUUGAAGGAGAGUUAGGGGCUCUGAACUCGAAAGUCUUGGUAGAAGGUAUGGACGAGGUGGAUUAUCUCAUGGAGAAAGACCUGCUUAGUAGAUAUGGGGAAGUUCUGCAGAGGGAAGAGAUUUUCUGGAGCCAAAAAUCGAGAGAGAAUUGGCUUAGAGUUGGAGAUAGAAACACCAAAUUUUUCCAUAGUUCGAUGAAGGUUAAGAGAAGCCUAAACAAAAUUUUAUCCCUGAGACUCAUGGAUGGGACCUUAACGGAGGAUCUCGCCUAG